Tetrahymena thermophila SB210 is the source of this 2550-nucleotide messenger RNA. Its product is annotated as poly (ADP-ribose) polymerase family protein. Gene Ontology annotation, molecular function: NAD+ poly-ADP-ribosyltransferase activity. The transcript is spliced from 6 exons. NCBI's taxonomy places the organism in Eukaryota, Ciliophora, Oligohymenophorea, Hymenostomatida, Tetrahymenidae. The record is from RefSeq and is a predicted model, not a curated record.
AUGGAUUCUAAUUAGGGAUAGAAUUAAGUAUCUGAAGAUAAAAGCUUGUUUACUGUUAUUGAUAGAUUUGCUCUAAACUUGGUCAAGUAAAAUUUCUAAAGAUAGAUAGCAGAGAUUGAAAACCAGUUUAAAGUUUCCAUUACUAUAAUUGAAGAAUAUGGUUAAGUUUUAAUUAAGAGAACUAGUGAUGAAGUUAGUACACCUGAAUUGGAAAAAGAGUUGUUUUAAUAAGUAGGCUAUAAAGUACUUGAGCUAACUAUUAUUCAAUCUAGCAAACUCAAGGAAGGUAAGAUUGAUAGCAAUAGUGAGUUUUAUCUUAAAAUUGAAAAGAAUCUUAAAAAGAAAUAUGAAAGUUUGAACAGAAAGUAAGAUUAUGAAAUCUCUUUAUAGACUAAUGAUAUUGAUUAAAAUUUCUCAUCAUCCAAGAAGUAUAAACCUUUAGUCCUCAAGUCGUUGAAUAUAAAAGGUAAAUUUGUGGUAAAGAUAUGCAAGAUAGAGUAGCCAGAAAACUUAAAUUUCGAUAAAAUCGAUGUUGUCGUACUAAAUAUGACAAAAACAGGUAUAUACCUUGACGAAUUCGGGUACUAGUUAGUUAAAUCUAAUAAUCAAUUGAACUUGCUACUUAAGUCUCUUAAGCAGCAAAUUUAACAUUCUGACUAUAUUGACGAAAAAGUAUUUUUAGUAGGCAGCAAAAAUAUUAGUUUAAUAAUACAAUUUGAAGACAAUGAAGAUGCCUGUAUAAAUCGUUUACUUUAAAUACUUGAUAAGCUCAAAGAUUAGAAGUUCUAAUAAAAAGGCAACUUACGUAUUUUUAUAGGGUGGAGACCUUGCUGUGGAUAGAAAUAUUUUGAAACCCUUUACAAGUAUUUGGAAAAAUUAGAUUCUAGUAAAACUUAUCUUUAGUUUCCCACAGAAAUUUGCCUAGUGACUGAUGAAGGAUUGGAAAAUCAAGUAUUGCAAGUUGUUUAAACUGUUUAAUUCAAUUAAACUGUAAGCGGAAAAAUAGAAAUGAAAAAAGAAGUCUUAUGGAAUAUAAAUACUGAAAAAUAUCCAAGAUUUGUUGAUUAAAAUGUAUAAUUACCAGGUAUCGUUUUAGGAAAAGAGCUUACCGAAAUGAUUGAAAAAGCAACUGAGCUAAAGCAAGAAGAGUUUUAUUGUGCACUGAAGCUUGAUGGGUAGGAAAAGUAAUUUUUCUAAACUCCAAAGGAAUUAGGUAUGAAUCCUGAAAUAGUAGAUAGGUUAAAACUAAAUUUAAAAGCAUUAAAGGAAACUAACUUAUCAUAAAGCUGCACCAACUAAAUUCUUAACCAGUGUGACUUCUAUUACUAUCUCCACCCUUAUGAAGAAGAUUACAAAAUGUAUCCAGAAGAUGUGCAAAACGUCAUAAGAUCUUAUGUAAAGUUAGGAUUUUUUGAACUAAGAUUGGAGAGAGACUCCUGCACGAUGGAUAUAAUUACUCCAAUUUUUAAGAUAAACAUUAAGUAGUUAACGAUGCAAUAGAUUUAGGGGAAUAAGAAAUUGGUUUAUUUGAAAAGAUAAGAGAAAUAAGUUUAAGUUAUGAAUACUGAAUAGAAAUAGGCAUAUGAUGAGAUUAUGAAAAUAAAUGUGCUCUAAUUUUUGUAGAGUGAUCAAGCUGAAAAAGCCUAAGACUUAACUUUGAAGUCGAAGCCUUAUAUUUAUGUAAGGGCAAAACCUGAAACUUAUGAUGAAAUAAGCUAAUUUAUAACUUAAUUAAAACUAAAUUCAUUUGUUACUCAUCACAUCAAAAUAAACUAACAAAAUUUAAACACAGUAGUAAAAUAAUAUUUAGAAUAAACUUCUCUGAUAGAAAAUGUAGAAAUCAGCAUUGUUGACGAUAUCUUGCUGAUAUAUGGCUUUAAAAAGACUUUGAAUAGGAUUUUACCAGCUUUGAUGAGCAAGGUUUGCGAUAGCAAGUAUGGCGAAGAAUCUGUUUACGCAAUUCCUUCAUUUUGGGAACCUUAAAAUAAUAACCAUCUUUUAUUCAGCCUCAGCUUGAACUCUGUAGAAGCAGUAAAAUGUAUAAAUAUGUUUAAUCAAAGUAUGUCAAAUAUUGUGAGAAAGGUGUACAGAAUCCAAAAUAUGAAUUUAUGGAAAAACUAUUAAUUUGAAAAAGAAACUCUUCUUUAAAAAGGUAAUGCAAGCGAAAGACUUCUUUUCCAUGGACCAGGUGUUAACGUCAAUCCAGAAACAAUUUACACAGCUAUCGAAGAAGGUUUUGAUUUUAGAAAUGACUCUAUUUAAAAUGGAUAAAUUUUUGGUAGAGGAGCUCAUUUCCAUGACUAAGCUAGUAAAGCAAACCAAUAUGCUUAUAUAACAAGUGGUAAAAGAUAAAUAAUUAUUGCAAGUGUCCUUAUUGGUAAAGCUUUCGAGACAUCAUCAAAUGCUUCUUAUACAAAGCCUCCAGUUAUCACUGAAGGAAAAGAAUAAAGAUAUGACUCAGUCAAAUCAAAUAAUUAAGAAGGCAAUAAUACUUAUGCUGUUUACCACAACUCAAAGGCAUAUCCUUAUUACUUAUUAGAAUAUGAUUGA